GGCACACUAGUACUGUGACAAUAGAGGAGCCACGACACGCGGAGGCGGCUGCUGCAGAACCCAAAGGAGCAUAGGAUUCGCAUGGAUUUGUGACUUAUUUCUCAGAGACUGAAACUGUGUGUGCCAGUGUGUGUGUGUGUGUGUGUGACUGUGAUUAGUGUUGGGAAAAAGGACAUCCCAGGACAUACAUACAUCUACCCACAUAUCUCCUGUCGAGACUUGGAAUAUAUUCGAACAAUCAAAAGAUAUCAGAGAUGGCUCUCAAAUGGGCUCUCCUGAUCACGAUGCUGACGCUCGCGCGGUGUGCAAAGUUGGACAACAAAUACCUGCCGCCGCCUGCGAGUGCGGCUAGCGCGGGUGGCAGUCCAGGAGCAGGUCUGCAAGGACCAGGGAGUGGCUUUGGCAGAGGUGGCGGUGCUGGGGGUGGGGGUGGCAACAACGGAUUGGGUGGAAUAAACAAUGGACUGGGCGGUUUCUCAGGCGCUGGGGGUCCAAGUCGACCCAUUGGACCGGCUCCCGCUCAACGGCCCAGUGCUCCAGCGGGCUCUCCUCCAGCGGGUCCGCCCAUCCCGAUAUUGUCGUUCGUGAACGAGAACGACGGCGACGGAAACUACCGUUUCAGCUACGAGACGGGCAACGGGAUCAAGGCCCAGGAGGAGGGCACAGUGAAGAACAAGGGAUCCGAGAGCGAGAUCCCCUCGGUAAUGGGCUCCUACUCGUACACCAAUCCCGAGGGCGAGCUGGUCGAGAUCUCGUACACGGCCGAUGAGAACGGAUUCGUGCCCUCCGGAGCAGCACUGCCCACGCCCCCGCCCAUUCCGGAGGCUAUUGCCAAGUCGCUGGCUGCCCAGGGCAUUAAUGUACUUCCGGGUGGUGGCUUCACUGGAGGCGGCGUCGGCCAGGGAGGCGGAGGCGGAUCAGCAUAUGGAGGAGGAUCUGGAGGAGGCGGUGGCCAAGGUGGCGGCGGAGGCGCAGGGUAUGGCGGCGGAGCAGGACGCCGAGGGGCUCCAGGAUCUGGUGGACAAGGAGGAUUUGGAGGUGGGCCUGGCGCCCCAGGAGGCGGCGGUGGCCAGGGAGGCGGCGGAGGAGCAGGGUAUGGCGGCGGAGCAGGACGCCCAGGGGCUCCAGGAUCUGGUGGCCAAGGAGGAUUUGGAGGUGGGCCUGGCGCCCCAGGAGGCGGCGGUGGCCAGGGAGGCGGCGGAGGCGCAGGGUAUGGCGGCGGAGCAGGACGCCCAGGGGCUCCAGGAUCUGGUGGCCAAGGAGGAUUUGGAGGUGGGCCUGGCGCCCCAGGAGGAGGCGGUGGCCAGGGAGGCGGCGGAGGAGCAGGGUAUGGCGGCGGAGCAGGACGAGGUGGGGCUCCAGGAUCUGGUGGACAAGGAGGAUUUGGAGGUGGGCCUGGCGCCCCAGGAGGCGGCGGUGGCCAGGGAGGCGGCGGAGGAGCAGGGUAUGGCGGCGGAGCAGGACGCCCAGGGGCUCCAGGAUCUGGUGGACAAGGAGGAUUUGGAGGUGGGCCUGGCGCCCCAGGAGGCGGCGGAGGCCAGGGCGGCGGCGGAGGCGCAGGGUAUGGCGGCGGAGCAGGACGAGGUGGGGCUCCAGGGUCUGGUGGCCAAGGAGGAUUUGGAGGUGGGCCUGGCGCCCCAGGAGGCGGCGGUGGCCAGGGCGGCGGCGGAGCAGGACGCCCAGGGGCUCCAGGAUCUGGUGGCCAAGGAGGAUUUGGAGGUGGGACUGGCGCCCCAGGAGGAGGCGGUGGCCAGGGAGGUGGCGGAGGAGCAGGGUAUGGCGGCGGAGCAGGACGCCCAGGGGCCCCAGGAUCUGGUGGCCAAGGAGGAUUUGGAGGUGGGCCUGGCGCCCCAGGAGGAGGCGGUGGCCAGGGAGGCGGCGGAGGCGCAGGACGCGGUGGUGCUCCAGGUGCGGGCUCUCAGUACAUCCCUCCCCCACCAGGACUCCCAGGAGGUGGACGAGGCAGCGGGGACUUCAAUCCGCAGACCGGCUACAGCUAUUGAGCGCGGCGAGCUCCCUUUUCCCAGCCAAAACCACUUCACUCCGAUCGAUGAAACCUCAGUGCAACGCAAUCGCAAUCUGCCUUAAAUACUCGUGCUACCGAGUGUGGCGCUUAAAUUAUUUCUUAUUUGUGUAAGCUACCCCGAUCCGAUUCUCUCCGAUAAGGCAAUAAAUGAAUUUUAGUGAA
Molecule: messenger RNA, 2188 nt
Organism: Drosophila obscura
Lineage: Eukaryota; Metazoa; Arthropoda; Insecta; Diptera; Drosophilidae
Gene: Cpr47Ef
Product: glycine-rich cell wall structural protein
Exons: 12
Coding region: 255-2003 (582 amino acids)
Cellular component (GO): chitin-based extracellular matrix
Molecular function (GO): structural constituent of chitin-based larval cuticle
Source: RefSeq, a predicted model, not a curated record